UUAAAGGAUAAUAGCAUGUCACACCAGAGAACACCUUUUAUGAAAGGAUAACACUGUGUCACACCAUAGAACAUCUUACAAUGAAGGAUAACAUUGUGCAUGUCACACCAUAGAACAUCUUUUAUCAAAGGGUAACACCAAGUCAUAUAAUGAAACAACUUCUACUGAAGUGUGUUUCUUUAUGUCAUAUUUAUCACAGUGGCUUUUUAUUGGUUUUGACUUCAGCAUCUGCUCCUACUUGCAAGUGGAUAUGUAGAUAAAGUGAAAACCAUUAAAAGAAACUGAUAAAUGAAAAAUAAGUUGCUAAGUUAUUUUAGCCUUUGUGAACUUUUCUUCCAGGAAUGAACUGGAGGAAAUAUGUGCUUUUCUGCUGAUAGUUAGACUACAUUAUUGUAGCAGUUUUCCCUAAUCCAUGCAAAUUCAUCACUUUUUUCAACAUAUCAUGUUAUUGGGCUUUCUGGUGAAGGAUUAGAUUUUAUGUAUUGUGUGCACUUCUUACUGAGGUUACUAGGAGGUUGGAAUACUGUAGGGAUUAAUUUUCUAAAAUAAGAGAUUCUGUUGUUUUAAGACAUAACAGAAAACAAUUUCAACAUGUCAUCGGUCAAGCGCUUGGUUUAUGCAGUCAUCCGUUUCUUGAGAGAACAGAGUCAGAUGGAUACUUUCACUCCAGAUGAACAAGAAAGCUUGGAAGUUGCAAUUCAGUGUCUGGAGACUGUGUUUAAGAUUACCCUGGAAGAUACUCAUCUUGCAUCCUCACAGCAUUUGAUAGAAAUGUUCACAAAUUCUAUUCAAAAGAAUGACAUGCUGCCCCUCUCACGUUCUUUACCAGAAGGCGUUGCAAAGGCUGACCAACUGAAGGAUGAAGGUAAUAAUCAUAUGAAGGAAGAAAAUUAUGGUGCUGCAGUGGAUUGUUACACUAGGGCUAUAGAACUGGAUCCAAACAAUGCAGUUUAUUACUGCAACAGGGCUGCUGCUCAAAGUAAGCUCAACAACUUUAGGGAAGCAAUAAAGGACUGUGAGAGUGCCAUAGCAAUAGAUCCAAAGUACAGCAAAGCCUAUGGAAGAAUGGGGUUGGCUCUGACCUCAGUGAAUAAAUAUGAAGAAGCAGUUACCAGUUAUCAAAAAGCACUGGAUCUUGAUCCAGAGAAUGACUCUUACAAGUCAAAUUUGAAAAUAGCAGAACAGAAACUAAGAGACGUGUCCAGUCCUGCAGCAAGCUUAAUGCAAAAUCCUCAAAUUCAACAACUGAUGUCAGGGAUGAUGUCAAAUGCCAUUGGUGGCCCUGCUGCUGGGGUUGGUGGCCUUUCGGAUUUGUCCAGCCUGAUCCACGCGGGGCAGCAGUUUGCACAGCAGAUACAGCAGCAGAAUCCUGAGCUCAUAGAGCAACUGAGAAAUCAUAUCCGGAGCCGAUAUUUGAGUGGCAGCACUGAAGAACAUUCCUGACUUCAAUGAGUCACAUUAAUUGGAAUGAUGUAUAACCCCAAAAUGCAUACCAUAGUUAGUAGCAAAAGCACCAUUGUAACUCUUCUGCUUGAAUAGAAGACAGAAAAUUCUUUGUGUGUGUUUGCAAACAAGAAUAAAUCUGGUAAACAGACCUCUUGCACAUAACUUGGAACAUAGCGUUUAUGUGUAGUUACUCCUCUGAAAAUCAAUACACUGAAUAAGUGGUUUAUCAAAAUCCCCAAGUCCCAGUCAUUUCAGUAUGUGCAUCAGAUUGACCUCCAGGGCUACUGAGUGGGGAGUUUUGUAGUGUGCUGAUCUUGCCUAAUAGCUACUUCUAAAAUGAUAGUGUAGAAGAUGUGUUACUCAUAUGGUACAGAUUGUGAUGGCUGUCCUCCUUUAAACAGUAUUGAAAUACUGAAAUAUUGAAACAAUAGGCCCAUCUGAUGUGCCCUUUUAUAAUGAGCAUUAAGUAGUGUUGGUACAGAGAGUACUUAAAACUCAUGCUUGAGAAGUCUGUUUCCUUAAUCCUGUGGAGGGGCCUUCAUGAGUAACAGGAAAUACUUUACAACUUCAUUGGGCAGAAGAGAGGGAGAUGACUGCGUAUGAAGGAGUAGCACACAUUGUAGAGAAAGAAAAGACAGUAAUUCUGUGUAGGAUAAUGCACAGAAAUCAAACUUGGAUUGGAACUUGGCUUGGGAAAGGAAAAGUUGUAGGGUUUUCUACUGCCAUGUAUACUCUCACAUCAUGAUGGUAGCCCUGGAGGUCAGAAUUAUGGCUCUAUGUUCCUAGGCAUGGCAAGCUGUAUUACAUUCCGUAUGUAUGCAGUAUUUAAUAUAAACGUAAAAUUCUUAACUGUAAUAAGCUAAAACUGAGCCUGUGACUGUACAAAUAACUAGUACUGAAAAUUUUAAAAAAGAACUGCCUUAGAAGGAUUCUUUUUCUAUCCUUGUGUGAUAAAUCACUGGCUUAAACAAUUGGGGAUUUUUUUUAAUUACAUAUAUCUAUCUAAAAUGAUGGUUAUAUAGUCAAGCUAAAGAUUUUUUGACUCUAUAGUAUUUGUUUCUUGCUCAGUUAAUAUCGCUCUUGCAAGACUGCUGCUCUUCUGUACGUCUAGUAUGUUAACUUUUUUUACUCUGUUUACUGUUCACACUGCUUUGUAAUAUAAAGUACACUUGUUCUUAGCCCAGGGACCUUCUCAAUAUACUUUCUUCUUCCCAUAUCUAAACUAAAUUGAGGAGCCUGCUUUGAAUUUUUAGGCAAAGUGAUCUCUCAUGGCCAGUUAGUCUGGAGGAGUAACAAUGGACUCCCAAAUGGAGAAAUACACAGAAACUCCUGAACCUUGGACUUUAUAUCCAAUUGACACUGUGCUCAUAAAAGAGCUCCUCCAGCAGAAGCAAAUGCAAAAUUUGGGGCUAAGUAAUAUACCUGAUUCUAACAAAUUACUGUUGUACAUCUACGGUAUGAAUCUUACCCUACUAAACCAGACAGAAAAAUGCUGAUCCAAGGAGAAAUGAAAGGAAUUGGAGAAAACACAAAUCUAGGAAAUCCAUAUUACCAUCUGUUGAAUAAAGAGGUAAAGCUUAAUACAUAAACAAUUUUAAGACAUUUCAUACUUUAUUGAAUAGCUUGUCUAUGUACAGCAUUAAAAUGCUUUUGAAAAUUCUCACUGAGUUGGUAUAGCUGCUUUCUUCAGGUUGUAGAGAUACUUAGGCUUUACAUUAAAUACAUUUUCAAGUAACAGCUUCUGACUCAAUAUCUGAUGACAAGAAAGAGAAUCCCUAAAGGGAUCCUUUGUCAGAGGUAGCUCAGAUUAUGAAUAUUAUUUAUUCAAGGAAAUUUAAUUAUGUUUAAUUACACUGUGUAGGACAGGAAUACCAUUUAGAAGGAAGCUUUAUGGAGGUGCUGGGUGGGCUACAAAAAGUGUACAGGUAUUACUUGGAAUAGUGUGUUGUGUCAGGAGAGAAGCAUUGUACCUAUCAUGUUAAACUUCACAGUUCCUUUUAAUUCUCUUUCAUAUCUUCAACUGCCCAAAGUGUGUUUCACUAACUUUGAUAGGGGGAACCAAAAAAUCCGUGGUGGAGUGGGCAGCUCUGCCAAUAUCUCUGUACAAACGCAAAUUAUUCUCACUUUGCAAGAGCAAUCCUCAUGCAGUUACUUUUCUGCUUUGAGACAGUGUCAAGAAUUUAAUGAGAGUUCCUUAAGAGCGACAAAGUAUGUUAAGAUCCAAAAAGGGCAGAAGAAGUAGUGUACUCAUACUGUUAAGUACAAGCUCUAUAACUUACUGGAUUUAUGGGAGAACAAUCCCCAAGGUUAAAUGGAAUGAAGCAUUGGUUAGUUACCUGAAAACUACUCUUGAAGUCAUCUUCAUGAAGUUGUAACUUUCACUUCACAUGCUACAAUAUUGUUUAGGUUUUACUUCAGAUAAUACAGAGUAUAUAUUAAAACGUUAACAGCAUUAGCUAAGCCUUCAGGAAUGUACUACAACUGUCUGGCACAAUACUUUACUAGUAAACAUUCUCUAUUUCUUAUGUAUUAACAGAAGGGGCUUUAUAGCCUAAACAAAAAACAGUGAAACCAGUAACAGGAGCUGUCAUUACAUGCUUUUCCACUGAAACCAUGAACAGAGAGAUCAUUUAUGCUAAAGUCUGCUUUCCUUUGAAUUGCCUAGAUUGUUUCAGUCACGCAAUAUGUCUUAAGCACAGGGUGUGGAAGGAAUCUUUUCCUGUGUAGUAACUGCACUGUAUCUUGUGCUAAAAUUUUUCAUCCUGAUUGAUAGAUAAAGUGGUAAACCCACAAUCCCUCUAAAUAUUGCUUUAAUUUAAGAUCAAUUGCAGUUUAUCAUUCAACUGAGCAAAUCCGCAUUUACACCUAAUUGGUUUUGUAUCAUUAUUGUUCCAUCAGUGUGUAAGUACAAUAAUUUGUUAGAGAAGAAAGUAUUUUGCAAUCAAUUGUGAACUCCUGUAACCUGCUUGCAUGGGAGUAUAUUCUUCUAACAGUGAUCAUAAAGACACUUAAAGAAAUAUUCAGCUUAGAUGUUGUUUUAGUUGCACUCUUGGUUUUGUAACAAGUGCAAAGUAAAAUCACUUAUGCAUACUGAUAUAGAACUAGCUCUGUAACUUUGAGUAGAUUGUUUUAUGGCAACAGAAAGUUUUACUGGCAUAAUGCAACUUGUCUACUAUUUCUGUAUCUCUCCUACCUCUUACUGCCAUGUGGUUACAUCUCCUUCAAUUUGUGUAGUUUAACUCAAAGAUAUAUUAUAAAUAAAGUUAUAUACUUUUUUUUGUCUGUA
Molecule: messenger RNA, 4732 nt
Organism: Onychostruthus taczanowskii (white-rumped snowfinch)
Lineage: Eukaryota; Metazoa; Chordata; Aves; Passeriformes; Passeridae
Gene: SGTB
Product: small glutamine rich tetratricopeptide repeat co-chaperone beta
Exons: 9
Coding region: 592-1443 (283 amino acids)
Biological process (GO): post-translational protein targeting to endoplasmic reticulum membrane
Cellular component (GO): TRC complex; membrane
Molecular function (GO): molecular adaptor activity; protein binding
Source: RefSeq, a predicted model, not a curated record